GAUGAACCAUCAGCUUACAUAUUUCAUCUUUGAUCUCAUAUUAAUGUAUUUUCAGGAUCUGAAGUGGAUAGAUUGGCAUCAAUGGCUGCGAAAUACAAAGUCUACUUAGUGACAGGUGUUGUUGUGAGAGAUGGAUACACAUUGUAUUGCACUGUUCUCUUCUUUGAUCCUGAAGGUAAUUACCUUGGAAAACAUAGGAAACUCGUGCCAACAUAUUGGGAGCGGCUCUUCUGGGGUUUCGCAGAUUGCUCGACAACUCCAGUUUAUGACACUCCAUAUGGAAAACUUGGUUCGGUCAUUUGUUGGGAAAAUAGAAUGCCGCUUUUCAGGACAGCAAUGUAUGGCAAAGGUAUUGAGAUAUAUUGUGCUCCUACUGCCGAUUCCAGGGAUACAUGGGUAGCUACAAUGAGACACGUCGCUAUUGAGGGUGGAUGCUAUGUUCUUUCACCCAUCCAGUUCUGUCGGAGGAAAGAUUACCCACCUCCACCUGAGUAUCUUUACAGUCCUACAGAAGAAGAUGUCACUCCAGAUUCUAUUGUUUGGGUUGGAGGUAGUGUCAUCAUUUCGCCCCAUGGCAAAAUUCUACCAGGACCAAAUUAUGAAGGAGAAGGCCUCUUCACAGCUGAUCUUGGUAUGGCCCUAAGUUCUCCAAUUAUAUAUCCAAAUAUUUCAGUAUAUGUUCGUAACGAGAUUCCUAAAGCAAAGUUCCAGUUCGAUGCAGUAGGACAUUAUUCGAGAGCUGAUGUGCUAAGCCUCACUGUGAACAAUCGUCCACUGCUUCCUGUUACUUUCACAUCCUCACCAUCUAAAAUCAAAGACGAUGAGGAGAUGGAUGAAUGCAAAGAUAUAUAA
Vitis vinifera (wine grape) is the source of this 852-nucleotide messenger RNA. Its product is annotated as bifunctional nitrilase/nitrile hydratase NIT4B. The coding region runs from base 82 to 852 and encodes 256 amino acids. Gene Ontology annotation, biological process: detoxification of nitrogen compound. NCBI's taxonomy places the organism in Eukaryota, Viridiplantae, Streptophyta, Magnoliopsida, Vitales, Vitaceae. Gene Ontology annotation, molecular function: nitrile hydratase activity; nitrilase activity. The transcript is spliced from 3 exons. The record is from RefSeq and is a predicted model, not a curated record.